Messenger RNA from Gymnodraco acuticeps, 1606 nucleotides. It is a transcript of the gene pex2, whose product is annotated as peroxisomal biogenesis factor 2. The coding region runs from base 61 to 1038 and encodes 325 amino acids. The record is from RefSeq and is a predicted model, not a curated record. Gene Ontology annotation, biological process: protein import into peroxisome matrix. The transcript is spliced from 2 exons. Gene Ontology annotation, molecular function: zinc ion binding. Lineage: Eukaryota; Metazoa; Chordata; Actinopteri; Perciformes; Bathydraconidae. Gene Ontology annotation, cellular component: peroxisomal membrane.
CCGGAAAUACACAUUGUUUUCGUCUAAUCAGUGAGGACUGAGUUGAGUUCGCCAAAAGAAAUGGGUUUGGAAAGCGAGGACGACCAAAAAAGGACAGCUAAAAGCUCUAGUCCAGGAAGUGAUGUCGACCCGCAGACCCCAGUGCUGCGCAUCAGCCAGCUGGAUGCCCUUGAACUAGACACAGCCUUAGAGCAGCUGGUAUGGACCCAGUUCUCCCAGUGCUUCCACUACUGCCGGCCGGGCCUGCUCACCCCACUGGAGCCAGAACUGAGGGCUCUGCUCCAAUUGCUCCUGUGGAGGUUCACACUUUAUUCUAACAGUGCCACUGUGGGCCAGUCUCUACUGAGCCUGCGGUACCACAACACCCUCUCUACGUCUCCCCGUUACAGACCUCUGUCUCGCAGGCAGAAGCUGGGCCUGGCGCUGCUCACUGCGGGUCCACGCUGGCUGCAGGAACGCUCCUACAGCCUGCUUCAGAGUCUGAGUUCAGCAGCGUCUGCAGUAGACAGUGGCUUACUCCAAAAGGCUCUCCGCAACAGCCUGACCCUUGUUUCUAGCAUCACACAGAUCGCAAGUCUCAUCAACUUCCUCGUGUUCCUAAGGAAAGGUCGCCAUCCUGUCCUGGCUGAAAGGAUUGUGGGAGCUCAGGCGGCCUUCAGCAAGCCCAACGUGGUCCGGGACGUAACGUACCAGUACAUGAACCGCGAGCUGCUGUGGCACGGCUUCGCAGAGUUCCUUAUCUUCCUGUUACCUCUGAUCAAUACGAGGAAACUGAAAGCAAAGGUGUUCUCGAUGGUUUCAGGGGGAGACAGCACAGAAAGGAAGGGAAGCACGGAAGAGCAAGGGGUGUGGAAAGAGUGCGGACUGUGUGGAGAGUGGCCAACCAUGCCCCAUACGGUGGGCUGCCGACAUGUCUUCUGCUACUACUGCAUCAAAACACACAGUAUUGCAGACCCCGACCUCACCUGCCCCAAAUGUGGUGCAGAAGCAGGGCAGCCUGAGCCGUUGAAGAUGGAGGUGGAGAUGGUUGCCAUUUGAAUGUAUUUGUAAUUAUUUGGAUUUAUAAUAAUUAAAAUGCUGAUUGAAAGAAAAUUACUUAUGACUAACUGUAUAAUAAUGUUGAUAUCUUAAAGUGCCACAUUUUGAUGAAAAUGCAUUGAACAAUUAUAAUAUGAGAAUGUCUAGUAAAGUAUAUUAAAACAUGAAAAAAGAGGUGCUUGGGAAAAUCACGAGGUGUACAUGAAUGAGUUUAUGACUGGAAUUCAGUCUUUAUGAUGUCAGUGUCUUUCCUGAACACACAUAGACCUGCUAUGUUUAAUGUAUGUAUGCAUAUAUUGACAAUCCUCUGGCCCUAACGUUUCUCCAGCUGGACUUGGGACAGAACUAUUUGUCUUUGGUGCACUGGACAGACUGCAGAGAACCACACAGAGCAUAUAUUUGAUGAGGGAAUGUGUUGAUUUAUGCUCCAAAUUGGCUGUGUGUUAGCACGUGUGUGUGUGUGUGUGUAUUUGUUGAAAUGGGAAUAUUUGUUCUGAUGAAAAAUGCAGAAAGUCAGCUGAAUAAAUAAUGGGAGGAAUUUCUGAUGCCUCUCAUCAUGGCCAAAUUA